This is a messenger RNA of Bubalus bubalis (water buffalo), 1300 nucleotides long. It is a transcript of the gene C18H16orf95, whose product is annotated as chromosome 18 C16orf95 homolog. The record is from RefSeq and is a predicted model, not a curated record. The transcript has 8 exons. Lineage: Eukaryota; Metazoa; Chordata; Mammalia; Artiodactyla; Bovidae. Bases 1 to 1074 code for a protein of 357 amino acids.
AUGCUCCGCGGUUCUCGAAUGGGUCCUGGGCCCGCGUCGCGCAGCUCUUUCUCUCCUUCCAGGGGACAGAUACCCCGUCUACUGUGCCCUGCAGCCCCGCAGGCCCGUCUGCACGAAACAGUGAGUGGAUUUUCCCGGGAUCGGGCGGGGAAAGGUGUGUCUUCCGAGGCCGACGCCCACCUAGGCCAGGUCCAGACCACAACCGAGGAGUCUUCACCUGCGCCUAGCCCGACCUCCGCCCCGGCCCGCCCCGUCCCCGUCCCGCCCCCCGGCCCCCGGCCCCGCCCGGCCCCCAGCCCCGCCCGCUCCGCUGACCCCGAGCCUGUGCCUUCAGAGCCCAAUCAGAUGCCAGAGCCUGGCCUCAGAGGAGCGGGAGGGCGGAAGAGGUGGGGCUUUCGAGGUCGAGGGCGGUCCCGGGGACUGACGGGGCGGUGUGAGGGGCGGGCCCGAAGAGGAGUGACACGGAAAAGAAGCACAUUUCCAGCUUUUGGGAAAGAAGUGUGUCUCAUAGAUCAUUUGAUGUGUCCUGUCCCCAGCACUGUUCAUCUAGAGCCCAUCUGCUGUGAGUGCCAGGCCAAAUUUGGGGGCUACCUGCCAGUGCCCAGGGCUAAGGCAGCACUGCCUUACUGGGUCCCUCUCUCCUUGAGACCCCAAAAUCAGAUCCAAAAGAUGGUCCGGUCUUAUAUUCCCAAAACCACCAAGGCAUGCCCCUGCCCAUGCCACCGCUUUGGGGGCCACCUCCCGAUGCCUAGGGAUCAGGCCGUGAUGCCCUACUGGGUGCCUCAGGUCCUGAGGUCUCACAAGAAGGUGGUGAAAAGGCAGCAGAGUUUUAAAGGCAUCCCAGAAGCCCCUCUGGAUGUGCGUUCCCGGUACAACCGCUGGCGGAUCUGUGGUGAAGGGCGCCAUCUCCUCAAGUGGCAGCAGCUCCAGGCUCUUCACCAGGCUGGGCUGGUGGCCUCAGGGCAGCCAGAAAGCCCCCCAGCCUCCCUCCUGCCCCUCAACCUCAGCCUCCUGACACUCCUCCAUGCCCUGCUGAGGGUCAUGGAGGCCAUCCGCCAGCUUUUUUGGGUAUGAAGUUGGAAUCAACGGCUACCGUCAAGAACAUCAGCAGAAAUGUCCAUCCUCCUCAAGGUCUUUAACAAAAGCCAUCAAAUCAGGGAGAGUCUGUGAUAGUCUCUCUUCUCUCAGUCAAUGCAAGUUAUUUAUCAUCAGGUGAUUUUUAGUUGUAGUGGAGUUGCUGUGAAUGUGGGUGAGAUUCCAUUAUGAAUAUGAUCAAUAAAUGUUAUUUGUGAAACUCAAA